AUAACUACCUUGACGGUUUUCCCCUUCGUUCCUCACAGUCACACCCCCCAACACACACACAUUACUACUCAGCACCCACAGGACAAGAGUGUGAAAAGAAGAAGAAAAAAAAUGGCGCGAAAUGACUUAUCCUCUGUAACUACAUUUCGCGUCCUCACCAUACUCCUUCUUUUGCUCCGCACUAUCACCGCUGGUCACGACUAUAACGACGCUCUCCGUAAGAGCAUUCUCUUCUUCGAAGGACAACGCUCAGGAAAACUCCCCUCCGAUCAGCGUCUCCGAUGGCGUCGCGACUCCGCAAUACACGAUGGCGCCACUGCCGGAGUGGACUUAACCGGCGGAUACUACGACGCCGGCGAUAACAUAAAGUUCGGGUUUCCGAUGGCGUUCACGACGACGAUGUUGUCGUGGAGCGUGAUUGAUUUCGGGAGGGUGAUGGGACCUGAGCUUGGGAACGCGUUGAAGGCGGUGCGGUGGGGGACAGAUUAUCUGUUGAAGGCAACGGCGAAGGUAGGUUCCGGCGUGGUGUUUGUUCAAGUAGGUGAUCCUUUAUCAGAUCAUAACUGUUGGGAAAGACCAGAAGAUAUGGAUACGUUACGCACAGUUUUCAAAAUCGAUAGGUCCCACCCUGGUUCUGACGUGGCAGGAGAAACUGCGGCUGCACUUGCUGCUGCAUCAAUCGUCUUCAGAUCACGUGAUCCCGCUUACUCUACCUUGCUUCUCAAUCGUGCCGUUACGGUGUUCGAGUUUGCUGACAGGCAUCGUGGUGCAUACAGUAACAGCUUGCGCCGUGCAGUGUGCCCGUUUUACUGUGAUGUAAACGGUUACCAGGAUGAGUUGUUGUGGGCAGCGGCGUGGUUGCACAAAGCUUCCCGUAGGCGUCUGUACAGAGAAUACAUUAUUCGGAAUGAGGUUGUUUUGAGAGCUGGUGACACUAUUAAUGAAUUUGGUUGGGAUAACAAACAUGCUGGAAUUAAUGUCCUCAUUUCUAAGGAGGUGUUAAUGGGAAGAGCAAACUAUUUUUCGUCGUUCAAACAAAAUGCAGAUGGAUUUAUUUGUUCUACAUUGCCUGGAUUUUCUCACCCACAAGUUCAGUAUUCCCCAGGUGGCCUUAUCUUCAAGGCUGGUGGAAGUAACAUGCAACAUGUAACGUCCUUGUCCUUCCUGCUGUUAGCUUAUUCCAACUACCUAAGCCAUGCCAACAAGGUAGUGCCAUGUGGCCAAACCACUGCCACCCCAGCUUUACUCAAAAACCUCGCCAAACGCCAGGUGGACUACAUUCUUGGGGAUAACCCGUUGGGAAUGUCUUACAUGGUUGGAUAUGGUGCACACUACCCGCAGAGGAUACACCACAGAGGAAGCUCACUUCCCUCAGUUUCAGCCCACCCAGCCCACAUUGGCUGCAAAGCUGGAUCUCAAUAUUUCUUCAGCCAAAACCCCAAUCCUAAUAAAUUGGUUGGAGCUGUGGUAGGUGGGCCCACCAACACCACUGAUUCAUUCCCUGAUUCCAGGCCUUUCUAUCAGCAGUCUGAGCCCACGACAUAUAUCAAUGCACCACUUAUCGGCCUGCUCGCUUUCUUUUCAGCCCAUCCUUGAUGUUAUUGCACAUGUAUGUAUAAUGUAAUAUAUCUAAGUGGUGGGCAAAAUGGUCACCCUGUAUUGUUCUUGUUCUGGAAAAGAAAAUGGGAAAGAAGGUUGGUAAUAGUAUAGUAUGAUGAUUUGAGGUUGUUUUCUAAUUUCUAUCAAUUAAGUGAAGCAAAAUUGCAAGUUGUAUACUAAAUGAUGAUUUUAUGUUAAGGGGAAAAGUCUAAAGAAAGUUUAUGAUCUAUUGAGGUUGAAUGUUCCAAUUUUUUUCGCAA
Cicer arietinum (chickpea) is the source of this 1859-nucleotide messenger RNA. NCBI's taxonomy places the organism in Eukaryota, Viridiplantae, Streptophyta, Magnoliopsida, Fabales, Fabaceae. The record is from RefSeq and is a predicted model, not a curated record.